UUUCAACACAACUCUAUCUGGGUUGUGACUGAAUCUCUCUCUCUUUCUCUCUCCCCCAUUAUCUCUAUCACCCUUUUUCUCACAUUGCUUGUGUCAGUCUGCCAUUCUUAGAUUCAUCACUGCAUCCAAGGGUUUUGCUUCUCGUGGAAUCAAUAGCUUCUCCAAGAGAUUUCGUCCCGAAAACUUUUUUUUGGUUUCCUUUUAUUUAUUUAUAAAUACGUAAAACUCGGACCCAACCCUCAUUGUCGACUCGGCGGUUCUCGUUCUUCUUUUAUGUACUGCAUGCUAUGUAUCGGUGUUCCUUGUGAUGGGAGUUCGACGGUCAGGAUCCAUUAGCCGGGUCGAGUCGGGUCGAGGGGAGUAGAAGUUUCUCUGCACCGGAUCUGGAAGAAGUUUUUUUUCUUUCUUUUUUUUCUGUCUUUUUAGUGAUCUGAUUGAGUGAACCAUGAACACUGGUGGUCGGCUCGUUGCGGGGUCGCACAACAGGAACGAGUUCGUGCUGAUUAACGCUGAUGAGACUGCACGAAUCCGAUCAGUUCAAGAACUGAGUGGCCAAAACUGUCAAAUCUGCGGGGACGAGAUAGAGUUCACGGUGGACGGGGAACCGUUCGUUGCAUGCAACGAAUGCGCAUUCCCCGUUUGUAGGCCCUGCUACGAGUAUGAAAGAAGAGAGGGAAACCAAGCUUGUCCCCAAUGCAAAACCCGAUACAAGCGUCUCAAAGGUAGUCCAAGGGUUGAAGGAGAUGAAGAGGAGGAUGGAAUUGAUGAUCUGGAGCAUGAGUUUGAUGGAAUGGACCCUGAGUACGUUGCUGAGGCCAUGCAUAACACUGGCCGUGUACCUAACGCGUCUGGAUCGGACAUGGAUUCUGCUCCACCCGGCUCUCAGAUUCCUCUAUUGACGUAUUGUGAGGAGGAUGCUGAUAUGUAUUCUGACCGGCAUGCUCUUAUCGUGCCUCCGUCUACUGGAUAUGGGAAUAGAGUUCACUCGGCAUCAUUUACGGAUUCCUCUGCUCCUACACAAACGAGACCGAUGGUUCCUCAGAAGGAUAUUGCAGUAUACGGAUAUGGAAGUGUUGCGUGGAAAGAUCGCAUGGAAGAGUGGAAGAAAAGACAGGGCGAGAAACUUCAGGUUGUGAGGCAUGAAGGCGGUAACGAUGAACUGGAUGAUCCUGAUUUACCCAUGAUGGAUGAAGGGAGGCAGCCGCUAUGGCGGAAGCUACCCAUUAGUUCGAGCAAGAUAAAUCCUUACAGGAUUUUGAUCUUGCUUCGGCUCGCGAUCCUUGGCCUCUUUUUCCAUUAUAGAAUUCUCCAUCCGGUGAAGGAUGCAUUUGGCUUGUGGUUGACAUCUGUGAUAUGUGAAAUAUGGUUUGCUGUGUCGUGGAUUCUCGAUCAGUUUCCAAAAUGGUGUCCCAUAGAACGAGAAACAUACCUCGACAGGCUCUCUCUCAGGUAUGAGAAAGAGGGGAAGCCAUCGGAGUUAGCAGCAGUUGAUGUCUUUGUCAGUACCGUGGAUCCGAUGAAAGAGCCUCCACUGAUAACAGCAAACACUGUUCUGUCUAUUCUUGCUGUUGAUUACCCAGUGGACAAGGUUGCAUGUUACGUCUCGGAUGACGGUGCUGCAAUGCUUACAUUUGAAGCUCUUUCAGAAACAGCCGAGUUUGCGAGGAAAUGGGUUCCCUUCUGUAAGAAGUUCAACAUCGAGCCUCGUGCCCCUGAGUGGUAUUUUGGCCAGAAGAUGGAUUAUCUGAAGAAUAAAGUUCAUCCGACUUUUGUCAGGGAGCGUCGUGCUAUGAAGAGGGACUACGAGGAAUUCAAAGUGAAGAUAAAUGCAUUGGUUGCUACAGCACAAAAAGUUCCGGAAGAAGGUUGGACCAUGCAAGAUGGAACUCCUUGGCCUGGAAACUAUGUCCGGGACCAUCCGGGUAUGAUUCAGGUCUUUUUGGGACAAAACGGAGUUCGUGAUGUGGAAGGAAACGAGUUACCUCGUCUGGUGUAUGUUUCUCGUGAGAAACGGCCAGGAUUUGAACACCAUAAGAAAGCCGGUGCUAUGAAUGCCUUGAUCCGGGUCUCAGCCGUUCUCUCGAACGCUCCUUACCUUCUUAAUGUGGACUGUGAUCACUACAUCAACAACAGCAAGGCACUUAGAGAAGCCAUGUGUUUCAUGAUGGAUCCACAAUCGGGAAAAAGCGUGUGUUACGUUCAGUUUCCUCAGAGGUUUGAUGGGAUCGAUAGGCAUGAUCGGUACUCAAAUCGCAACGUUGUUUUCUUCGAUAUUAAUAUGAAAGGUCUUGAUGGCCUACAAGGACCGAUAUAUGUCGGGACAGGAUGUGUCUUCAGGAGACAGGCGCUGUACGGUUAUGACGCGCCGAAGAAGAAGAAACCGCCUGGCAAAACCUGCAAUUGUUGGCCUAAGUGGUGCUGUCUAUGUUGUGGGUCAAGAAAGAACAAGAAAAACAAGACAAAGGACAAGAAGAAGCACAGAGAGACUUCAAAGCAGAUACAUGCACUUGAGAAUAUCGAGGAGGGUGUCGAAGGGUCAAAUGCCGAGAAAAGAUCUGAAACGGCCCAGAUGAAGUUGGAGAAGAAAUUCGGUCAAUCUCCUGUUUUCGUGGCCUCUGCUCAACUGGAGAACGGUGGAAUGCCUUGUAAUGCAAGCCCUGCUUCUCUUUUGAGGGAAGCUAUCCAAGUCAUUAGCUGUGGAUACGAAGACAAAACCGAAUGGGGAAAGGAGAUUGGCUGGAUAUAUGGUUCGGUUACUGAGGAUAUCUUGACCGGUUUCAAGAUGCACUGUCAUGGCUGGAGGUCUGUGUACUGCAUGCCUAAACGACCAGCUUUCAAGGGUUCUGCCCCAAUCAACUUGUCAGAUCGUCUUCAUCAAGUUCUUCGGUGGGCCCUUGGUUCUGUCGAGAUUUUCUUGAGCAGACACUGCCCGAUCUGGUAUGGUUACGGUGGCGGCCUGAAAUGGUUGGAAAGAUUCUCUUACAUCAACUCGGUUGUCUAUCCUUGGACUUCCAUUCCUUUGCUUGUCUACUGCUCUCUCCCAGCCAUCUGUCUCCUCACCGGAAAAUUCAUCGUCCCUGAGAUAAGCAACUAUGCAAGUAUCCUCUUCAUGCUUAUGUUCAUAUCGAUUGCGGUAACGGGUAUUCUCGAAAUGCAAUGGGGAGGUGUCGGAAUAGACGAUUGGUGGAGGAACGAGCAGUUCUGGGUAAUUGGAGGUGUCUCUUCACAUCUAUUUGCUCUUUUCCAAGGUCUGCUCAAGGUAUUGGCCGGUGUUAGCACAAACUUCACAGUCACAUCCAAAGCAGCGGACGAUGGAGAGUUUUCAGAGCUUUACAUCUUCAAGUGGACAUCCUUGCUUGUUCCUCCGACAACCCUUUUGAUCAUAAACGUCAUCGGUGUCAUUGUCGGGAUCUCAGACGCCAUUAACAACGGGUAUGAUUCGUGGGGCCCGCUCUUCGGCAGGCUGUUCUUCGCGUUCUGGGUGAUCAUCCACUUGUACCCUUUCCUCAAGGGAUUGCUCGGGAAACAAGACCGGAUGCCCACCAUUAUUCUGGUAUGGUCGAUCCUCCUCGCUUCAAUCCUUACGCUUUUGUGGGUCAGGGUCAAUCCAUUCGUCUCCAAAGACGGACCCGUUUUGGAAAUCUGCGGUCUGAACUGCGACAACUAAAGUUUGAUACAAUAAUAAAGAAAGAAGCUUGGGCUUUUUUAUGGUGUUAUGUCUCUAAGAAGAACCAUCAUCGGAGCAAAGACAGUGAGAGGUUCUGUUGGAAGCUAAAGGAAUGUGCUGAUGAUGUGUAUGUACUCUUUUGGUGAGCGUUGUUGUGUAGACAAAAGGAGAUGUGCAGUUUUUACAUAAAUUCUUUUAUUAUGUGUUGUAAUAGUUUUAUUUUGAUUUUCUCUAGGGAGUUUUUUCUUCUUUAUUUUUGUGGUUUUCAUGUAUUAUUUCCCUGUCAUUGUAUGGUCUUAAGGACAUGUGGGGACGAUGAAUCAUAUAUUUAUACUCUUGUCAAUAAGUGAUUUUGAGGUUC
This is a messenger RNA of Tarenaya hassleriana, 4028 nucleotides long. Its product is annotated as cellulose synthase A catalytic subunit 2 [UDP-forming]. Gene Ontology annotation, cellular component: plasma membrane; trans-Golgi network. The record is from RefSeq and is a predicted model, not a curated record. Gene Ontology annotation, molecular function: cellulose synthase (UDP-forming) activity. Gene Ontology annotation, biological process: plant-type primary cell wall biogenesis; cellulose biosynthetic process. The transcript is spliced from 14 exons. Lineage: Eukaryota; Viridiplantae; Streptophyta; Magnoliopsida; Brassicales; Cleomaceae. The coding region runs from base 446 to 3667 and encodes 1073 amino acids.